Postia placenta MAD-698-R-SB12 is the source of this 3111-nucleotide messenger RNA. RefSeq lists its product as hypothetical. The record is from RefSeq and is a predicted model, not a curated record. NCBI's taxonomy places the organism in Eukaryota, Fungi, Basidiomycota, Agaricomycetes, Polyporales, Adustoporiaceae. Bases 1 to 3111 code for a protein of 1036 amino acids. The transcript is spliced from 23 exons.
AUGAACUCACUCGAUAACCACCAGGGCUCCCAGACCUUGGACGAGGUUCAGCAAGGUACUUCUGAAACUAAUCCAAAUGUUCCGCCGACGUCGGCCAAAACCAACUAUCAAGGUACUGCUAAAGAGAUUGGAUUGGAAGGAAAUACUGAAGCGGGCGAUGUAGAGUGUUGCAAGCAUUGCGAGACUUACAAGAAUGCACGGAGGCUUGUUGUUGCUCUGGAUGGUACCAUGAAUCAAUUCGGCUUGAAGAACUCAAACGUUGUCGAGAUAUAUGCGCGAAUUAUCAAGGGGGAGGAUCAGCUCACAUACUACAACAGCGGCAUUGGGACGUAUGCCACACCAUCCUGGCGCUUUGGGCUUAGCUUUCUCAAGACUAGAUUUGAUAGUCAUGUUGACCUUGCGAUAGCUUGGUGGCUGUCCGAACAUUACAAGGAUGGCGACAGGAUCUUUCUCUUCGGCUUUUCACGAGGUGCAUAUCAGGCUAGGGUGCUUGCAGCAAUGAUUGAAGAGGUCGGCCUCAUUUAUCCCGGAAAUGAGGAGCAAAUCCCCUUCCAUGAUUGUUGCUGGGCUGAUGCGGCCAACAUUAGCGCGUAUGAAUUGUAUGCUGCGUCAGCCGGCGCGGCCGAGAUCAACUCGCGAAUGACCGCACGGUUCAAGGAGACUUUCUCCCGUCCAAAAGUCAAAGUCCAUUUCAUCGGCGUAUGGGACACUGUGUCAUCCAUCGGUAUCUUUCGAAACAAGGACAAGGAUUUACCCAGGACGCAGAAAACCCACCACAUUUGCCAAUUUCGGCAUGCCUUAGCACUCGAUGAACGUCGAGUCAGAUUUUCCCCAGAGGACGUUCUCCGCAUAAAAUCACCGCGACCCAGUCGUAAAGUCAACCUUAGUGAACCUCAGGAUGUAGACGGAGUUAUUGUGAGUCGUGCGACGGAGAAGUCUUCAAGGGAACAGAAGGAACAGCCAGGAAAGCAAAGCGAGGGAAGAAAGGGUGUUGGGGAGGAGCGUGAACGAGUCAAAGAAGUCUGGUUUGCGGGGUGUCACUCGGACGUCGGAGGAGGGAACAAACAGAACGAGAAGCUUCUCAUGGACGAGAUACCUGCGCUAUGGAUGGCAAAUGAAGCACAGGCAGAGGGACUCAAGCUGAAGAUCUCUAAAUUCGACUGGGACGACGACAAGCUUCAGGAGCCGACGCCGCCAGAUUCUCUGUCAUUAGAAUGGUGGCCGCUUGAGCUCAUACCGUUUCUUAGCCGAAGGAAUGAUUUCCCCCACCCUCGACGAUGGAUUCUUCCUCAUUUUGGUGCACACCGCUUCAUCUAUCCAGGGCAAAAAAUUCACCUUUCUGUAGCUCUCAAGGGUAAAUACAGACCUGCUGCGCAGUUUGUGCCCUCUCUGUCGUGGAAGUCGACGACACCGACUUGGGACGACAUACUUGGGAAGACACUUGACGUAUCCGAUAAUGAUUGGAUGGACGAAUUGAGGGACCAUCUCGAGCUUGAUCUUCACGACAUUUCCAAAGCUACAGUUCUCAUCGGUGCACUUAAGCGGAACACAGACGUCUCUGACUCGCUGGAUCGUCUACGUAUCCUAGCUCUUGACCAUAUUAUCAAGAAGAAUGGAACUGAAUCGCCUCUGAGGGCAAAGGCCCUGAAACUGAUCAGCAGGGUCGCUGCAGAUUCGCUUGGACUGGAGCAAUUAUGGCACGUCGAUAUUGCGCAAGACCUAGCCAACAACCUCCGAAAAAAUGAACCGAUGAAAAUGCCUCCGCUUGAAUUAUCUGUCUUCCUACAACUUUAUGCGCCGCAACAGGGGGACAGGGCCUGCGCAUACAAAUUCCCAACAGAUGCAAUGCAUGUCGUGAUCACCUCCUUGCAAACGGCAUGCGCGGCAUCCGGUGUGUCUGCCCUAGAAUUAUUUCUCGAAAACGAUCCCAUGGCACUGUGCGAAUCUCCUGACAUCGAGCUGGUUCAAGACUUGAUUGAUUCAAUCAAGUCUCUCCUCGAUCCGGAGCAACACUCCGUUCUGCUGUCCGUUAUCCGACACUUGGCAGAAUACGUACACGAAUAUGAAAACAAAAUGGUUACUCCUAAUGCCAAGAAGGGUAUCAUGAGGUACAUAGCGACGUCUGCUCAGUCCGCUAUCAAAAUGAUCAACCGAGGGUCAAAUACUGGUAACCAUCAAACUUCCUUCAGCUCACCUUAUAUCUCCAAGGAAAUAUGGGCAUGGCUCGUGGGAGAGAUUGCUACGCAGGCGCGAGAGACCACCAAGACAAGCUGGACCAACCACGUACAAGAGCAUGGUACACGCUCUAUCCGCGAGAACGUCUGCGAUGGCAAAUUCAUGAAGACUCUCAAGGACGAUCUGAACAUUGAAAAGAGAAGAAAAUAUGCCCUUUCUGGUGUUCGGCACCUUAGCUAUAUGGAGAAAACCUGCGACACAAUGCGGGGCCUCCAAUUCAUUGACACAUUAUAUGGACUUUUGGAGUUAAAGGAUGACGAGACAGAUCUGUGGGAGCGUUCAAUGACACUUAUUGCGAGGCUGAUAAGUCAUUGCUCUGAUUACAUUCGUAAAGCGCUCAUUGAUGGCGAUGAUGGUAGUUCUCUGGCAACGAACGUACAGAUACUGCGACAAUCAGGCUCAUGGUCGAAAAAAAUGACAGCUAUGGAAUACUUACUAUUGUUUGGCCGUUACGAUGACGCUGCUCAAAAACUACAGCGACUUGGAUUUCUUGAUAAUCUAGUAGGGCUCAUUGACUCACAAAGCAUCGUAUCUCUCGAUGAUCUCGUAUCUCUUGACUCGUGGAGUUCAUCUGAUACCAGCGGCAGCUCGAACCUAAGCCAAAAGCUCUUGACAUGGGUGAAAGAGCAGCCUCUCAACACAUCAGAAUGCACGUUUUAUAUUUGUGUUCUUUCACAUAUGGCAGACGAUGAUAGUAGGGAUCACCUCCACGAGAAUGGUCUCAUUCCUGCUCUAGAAGAACUGAUGCAAGAGAAUAAUGAGCUUGCUCGCGCUAAAGUGGAGCAUAUUAUACGCAAUGCAGAUAAGGGGUCAGAAUGGAAUGAUCCCUCAAGCUGUACAGGCAGUCAUGUAGAAUGGGGUGAAAAAGAGUACUAG